Oncorhynchus tshawytscha (Chinook salmon) is the source of this 2154-nucleotide messenger RNA. Its product is annotated as la-related protein 6-like. The record is from RefSeq and is a predicted model, not a curated record. Gene Ontology annotation, molecular function: mRNA binding. Gene Ontology annotation, biological process: RNA processing. Bases 33 to 1253 code for a protein of 406 amino acids. Lineage: Eukaryota; Metazoa; Chordata; Actinopteri; Salmoniformes; Salmonidae. Gene Ontology annotation, cellular component: nucleus. The transcript has 2 exons.
GCCGACCUUUUUACAAGGAAAAUUAUAAAGACAUGGAGUUGGAUGAUUGGUCACCUCCAGAUGCUGAUCUUACACAUAAGAUGGUGACCCAAAUUGAACACUAUCUUUCCGAUGAAAAUCUAGCAAAAGAUGCAUUCCUUUUAAAACAUGUGAAAAGAAACAAAAUGGGUUAUGUGAACAUAAAGCUGCUGACAUCUUUUAAAAAGAUGAAGCCUCUGACCAAAGAUUGGCGAGUCACAGCCUACGCCCUAAAUUACUCCUCCAAACUAGAAGUCAACAAGGAGGGCAACAAGGUCCGUCGCAAAGACCCAGUACCAGAGUCCCUCUUGGUUCAGGUGCCCAGCAGACUUCUGUUUAUGUGGAACAUCUCUGCUGAGCUGACGUCGAGUGGCAAUGGUGGUGAUGAAGACGUCCCUGCACCCCAGAGGAGCACUAUGGAAAAGGCCAUCACUCUCCUGGAGCCCUUUGGAAGCAUCUGCACAGUGAGGGUGUUCCGGCCGGGGAAGGAGCUCCCACAGGAAGUCCAGAGGUUCGCCAACAGGUACCCUGAGCUGUGCUCCCAGGAAAGUGUUCUGGUAGAGUAUGAGGACUUGGAAGGCGCCGGUAGAGCCUACCACCAGCUGUCCCAGUCCGAGGACUUUGUGAGAGUCGUCCUGAUCGGGAUGACAUCGAAAAAGAAAGCAGGGCAUAAGUUGGGAGGCUGCGUUGAGAACAGAGGUGCCGGUAAAGGUGUAUCAAUCGCCAACCGCUGCUUGGAGCAGCUCCAGUUCCAAGGGGAAGACUCUUCUGCGUGGAGUUCGUCCGGCGAAUCCGAGAUGGCCUCUCCGAUGCACAUGCCUAGGUUCUCCUCAGGCCAGGUAUGCAGGAGCCCCUGGGACAGCCCUCGCUCUAGCCCCUACCACAGCCCCAGGGUCCUCCGGGCACCUCUGCCCACCCUUCCGCGGGUCUCUCCGCUUCUGGCCUCCGAGAUGUGGAGGAGCCCCGAUACCAGCCCGGAUCUCAGUCGACGCAACUACGAGAACCCGGCCGAUAGCAGCAGUCUCUGGUUCCAGAGGCGUAAACUGGCUGCGGUGCAAACCUCCUCCCUGGAUGACAGCAGCAGCAGUAAGCAGGGUCGUCUGAGUAUUAAGAGGGUCCUAAUGGGGGAUUCCCUGCCCCCCGGGGUCAUCCGGUUCCCCUACGGGCCAGAUGGGACAAGAGGAUUUCCCAGCUCCUUCGUAGGAAGAACACUUCAGUACACCCUCAAGACAUGACCUCAGACCAAUGCUGUUCAUGUUGUUAUGUUUUAGGAAGUAAUCUACUGAAUUGUAUAGAUUUUAUUUUAUAGUCUCGUAUAGACCUGUGUGCAGGAAAAAUUGUAACAAGCAUCUUGAAGGUGAAUUCUAGAAAUAACAUUUAGGGACGGUAUCCUGAAAAUGCGUAGUUCUGGACUAAGAUGCACUUACAAUGGAGUAUCUCCAUUGAACAUGCUAUAAGGACUAGGACUUCUGUUAUGCUGUUAAAUCCUGUGGCUAACAUCUCAACAUCUACCCACACAGUGACUACAUCUUAACUUCCUAUCUUUCCUCAUUCUAUGACUCAGCUGCAGUUAUUAAUAUUCUUAAAAGGCCCAGUGCAGUCAAAAACGUUCUUGUGUUUUAUAUAUAUUUCGACACGAGGUUGGAAUAAUAAUGUGGUAAUGGCCUGUUAGUGUAAGAGCUGUUUGAAAAAGCCACCGCUUGCUUGAAAAAUUGCUCUUUGCUCAGAAGCUUUGUUUCUUUUUGACAAUAUUUAAUUGAAAGCAAUCAUAGUAAGGUAAUUGUUACCCAGAAAUGAUUUGAAACAGCUGCGCUUUUGACUGAGUGCAGGUCAACAUUGCACUGUGCUCUAGUGAAGAAAAGCUAUUUGUAUAGCCCAGUUAUGAUAUAGCCUGAAAAUAAACUUUAGUAUGUCGAUUUGAAUGAGAAACUGCCAAAAUGAAUGUCGCCAUGACAACAUGGGAAACUGUCUGAGCCCUCUAGUACUGUGUCGAGAGUCCCUGCACCACAGCAAAGGGCUUCUAUUCUGAUUCAAAAAGCUGACAAAGGGGUUUGACAAUGACGAAAAUGAUGCCUCAUAAGAGCUCUUUUGUUGCCAAUUUCGGCGUGUCAAUUAAAAUGUACGACAAAGUCUCUU